CCUAAGUCAUACUAUAUCUCAUAAUAAUUAAGCAAAUGUUGGGGGAAAAUAGUCAAAAUACCUCUCUGCCUGCUCUCUUGGAGUCCAUUCAACAGUAUCUACUUGAAGAUGAUUUUGAAACCCUAGCCACUCCUCCGCCACCAAAUUUCUCCUGCGAUCCAAGCUUUGUUUCUGUCAUUUCCGAAGAUUUACCCUUCAGUGUUGACGAUCUGCUGGACUUUUCCACUUUCGGUGAUGUAGGUCAUGAAGUCCACAAUGGAUGGUCUCCAGUAUAUCAGUUCGACUCAACACUUGCAGAAACGACAAUGCCGAGCGUUCAAUUGGAAUUUCAGGAGUCAAUCGCUAGUUCCGAAGAGGUUGUGGUGGCGAGUAACAAAAAUGCACCUUCUAAAGGGUGGCAAUAUAAAGGUGUACGGAGGAGGCCGUGGGGGAAGUAUGCAGCGGAGAUUAGGGAUCCAAAGAAAAAUGGAGCGAGAAUUUGGCUUGGUACAUAUGAGACGCCCGAGAACGCGGCGUUAGCUUAUGAUCGAGCUGCUUUUACGAUGCGCGGCUCAAAAGCCAAAUUAAACUUUCCUCAUUUGAUAGGUUCCAGUGACUGUGAGCCAGUUAGAGUGACUAAUAAGCGGUGCUAUUCACCAUCAAGUUCAUCAUCGUCUUCGUGGGACUUGGAUGAUUAUUCUCCUGCGCCAAAGAGGAGAAUGAAAUGA
Hevea brasiliensis (rubber tree) is the source of this 707-nucleotide messenger RNA. Its product is annotated as ethylene-responsive transcription factor 13-like. Gene Ontology annotation, biological process: regulation of DNA-templated transcription; ethylene-activated signaling pathway. Bases 36 to 707 code for a protein of 223 amino acids. Gene Ontology annotation, molecular function: DNA binding; DNA-binding transcription factor activity. The transcript has a single exon. NCBI's taxonomy places the organism in Eukaryota, Viridiplantae, Streptophyta, Magnoliopsida, Malpighiales, Euphorbiaceae. The record is from RefSeq and is a predicted model, not a curated record.